Messenger RNA from Archocentrus centrarchus (flier cichlid), 4319 nucleotides. Its product is annotated as alpha-mannosidase 2. The record is from RefSeq and is a predicted model, not a curated record. Gene Ontology annotation, biological process: mannose metabolic process; N-glycan processing; protein deglycosylation. Gene Ontology annotation, cellular component: Golgi membrane. Bases 289 to 3720 code for a protein of 1143 amino acids. Gene Ontology annotation, molecular function: alpha-mannosidase activity; carbohydrate binding. The transcript is spliced from 24 exons. NCBI's taxonomy places the organism in Eukaryota, Metazoa, Chordata, Actinopteri, Cichliformes, Cichlidae.
CGCAGCAGCAGGCUACCCUGAGUGCGCUGCAGCCAAAAGUCCGAACUUCUUUUUUCUUUUUUGUUUUUUUAACUUUUAUUUUUUUGUGUUUUUUUUAUUCGGGUUAUUUUCCCGGGCCCUUGCGUCACGCUUUGUCGUCAUUGCGUAGCACGAGACGCAGCGAGGGCGCGAGACCCGACGCCGUUUGUACUACCCGGAAGUCAGGAAGCGACGGUCUGAGUUUAAGCUGAGAAAGUUUGAUGGUUAUUCUGCCAGAGGCCGUCUCAGCUGCAGCGGCGACCACCAGUGAUGAAGAGGAGUCGGGUGUUGGCGGUGCUGGUGGGCGGAGUCUUCUUCGCAGCAGUGAUGUCACUGUACCGCAUGCUGGAGCUGAUGCAGAGGCCGGAGCAGCACGGGGACAAGUCUCACAGACAGGAUUUGGCCUUCCUCCAGCAGAAGAUAGACAGGCUGGAACGUCUCCUUAGCGACAACAACCAUUUGGUUGCUAGGCUGCGUGACUCUCUGCUCCAACGCCAAGCAUCAGGGCGGAGCGCCAACAUCAGUUCAGACUCCGCCCCCGGCGGUGGGGCUGGGACACUCUCUGGGUGCCGAUUGGCCAAAGAGAUGAAGGACGGAGCCGAUGGAGUUCAGCUGCUGGAUGUUUAUGACCUCUUGCCCUUCGAUAACCCCGACGGUGGCCCCUGGAAGCAGGGCUUUGACAUCACUUAUCAGGGCAACGAGUGGGCGGAGCAACCUUUGGAGCUCUUCCUGGUUCCGCAUUCGCACAACGACCCCGGCUGGCUGAAGACGUUCGACGGGUACUACCAAGAUCAGACGAGACACAUCCUCGACAACAUGGUGGUCAAACUGAGUGAGGACAGCAGGAGGAAGUUGAUCUGGGCUGAAAUCAGUUAUUUCUCUAAGUGGUGGAGCGACAUCGACGACCAGAAGAGAGUGACGGUCAAACGCCUGGUGGAGGCAGGACAGUUGGAGCUGGUAACGGGUGGCUGGGUGAUGCCCGAUGAGGCGAACUCUCAUUACUUCGCUCUGCUGGAUCAGCUGAUGGAGGGACACCAGUGGCUGCAGAAACACCUGGGUGUGAAGCCGAGCAGCGGCUGGGCCAUCGACCCGUUUGGCCACUCCCCCUCCAUGACGUACCUGCUGAAGGGGGCAGGGCUUCACAACAUGGUCAUCCAGAGAGUUCACUAUGCUGUCAAGAAGCACUUUGCAAGGCAACAGACGCUUGAGUUUCUAUGGCGACAGAGUUGGGACACCUCCUCCCGCAGUGACAUCACAUGUCACAUGAUGCCCUUCUACAGCUACGAUGUGCCACACACGUGCGGUCCGAACCCGGCGAUCUGCUGUCAGUUCGACUUCCAGCGCCUACCGGGGAGGCGGAUCUACUGUCCAUGGAAAAUCCCACCAAAACCAAUCACAGACCAGAACAUCCAGGAGAGAGCGCUCCUCCUGUUGGAUCAGUACCGUCAGAAGUCGCGACUCUUUCGCUCGCCCGUUCUUCUUGUUCCUCUUGGCGAUGACUUUCGGUACGUGGAGUCGAGUGAGUGGGACGUUCAGUUCACCAACUACCAGAAACUCUUCGAUUACUUCAACCAGCACCCAGAGCUCCACAUCAAGGCUCGUUUCGGGACACUUGCUGAUUACUUUGAGGCUCUUCAUCGGCGUCUGAGCUCCACAUCAGCGACUCUGCCGGCGCUCCGUGGAGACUUUUUCUCAUAUGCGGACCGAGAUGAUCAUUACUGGACGGGAUACUUCACAUCCCGGCCAUUUUAUAAACGCCUCGACAGGACGCUGGAGGCCCUGCUCAGAGCGACAGAAAUCCUUUUCAGCCUGACGCUGGCUGAAAUGCGCCGUUUGCGCAGUGAUGGUCGUCUGGUUGAAGAUUUUCCUGCACGUGAGCACUUCCAGCGACUGACUGUGGCGAGACGGAACCUGGCACUCUUCCAACACCAUGAUGCCGUCACCGGCACCGGCCGGGACCACGUGGUGGUCGACUAUGGUAGCAGGUUAUUUCAGUCGAUCCUGAACCUGCACCAGGUGCAGCAGAGCUCUGCCCAUUGGCUGCUCCUAUUGGACAAGACCCAAUACCACCAUGACCAAUCAAAACCCUUCUUGCAAAUGGACGAAGUGAUCUCAGCACAGGACGCUCUGCCUCAGAAGACGAUGCUCUCACUCAGUAAUGAGCCCAGGUCACUGGUCAUCUUUAACCCCACCGAGCAGCUCCGUACCUCCGUCAUCAGCAUCAUUGUCGACUCUCUGGAUGCUCGGGUUGUCGAUGCCGAAUCAGGUCGACAAAUGCCCGCUCAGAUCUCUGCAGUGUGGGCGGAGCCAAGCCAGCCAUCCACAGAUAGUUUCCAGCUCUCCUUCCUCGCUGAACUUCCUCCUCUGUCACUUGUUGUGUACCAUGUGACCAAAGCAUCCACUGGCUCCACCCCUCGGACGCGUUACAUAGUCCAUCGUCGUGGCAACACGCCAACUAUCCACUCCGAGCACUUCCAGGUGUCCAAACUCCAAGGAUCGGAAGCUGAAGCCCCCCUGUCACUUAGCAACAAGCACUUACAGAUAUGGAGCUCCCCAGAAACGGGCCUGCUGCAGAAGCUUCGCCUGCAGUCGGGUCUGGUCCGUAAGGUCCAGGUCCAGUUCCUGUGGUACGGAACCAGGACCGGAUCCCGGGACAAGAGCGGGGCUUACCUGUUCCUGCCUGGGGAUGAGGGUGCUCAGCUCUACUCCACCUCUAAGCCCCCCCUGGUCCGUGUCUCCAGAGGUCCCAUCUUCUCUGACAUCACUUCCUAUUUCCCACAUUUCACACACACAGUGCGACUCUUUCAUAUGGAAGGGCAUGCUGGGAAAUCCCUGGAGAUUUCCAACUUGGUGGACAUCAGGUCUCAGGUUAACCGUGAACUCGUCAUGAAGCUCAUUAGUGACGUUGCCAGUGGCAACCGCUUCUACACUGACCUCAACGGUUUCCAGAUGCAGCAGCGUCGAACCCUGGAGAAGCUCCCCCUGCAGGCGAACUUCUACCCGAUGACCUCGGCGGCGUUCCUGCAGGACUCGACGAGUCGCCUGUCGCUGCUGUCGGCUCAGAGUCAGGGAGUCGCAUCGCUGAACCCAGGUGAGCUGGAGCUGGUGUUGGACCGGCGGCUGCAGCAGGAUGAUAACCGCGGCCUCGGUCAGGGUGUCACCGACAACAAACUGACAGCGAGUCUCUACCACCUGCUGUUGGAGGACCGCAGGGGCGGCGCUAAGGAAGUGGGAGGAGCCUCAGUCGACCACCUGUCCCUGCUCGCCCACCUGGGCUCGCUCUCCCUCUGCCACCCGCCGUUGACCAUGGUCAUCCUUGGUGAUAGCCAGCUCCCAAAGCUCCGCCCCUUCCUGCCGCUCCACUCAUCACUGCCAUGUGACAUCCACCUGCUGAACCUGAGGACGCUGGAGGACACACAGGAAGCAGAAAUUCCAUCACAGGAAGUGGCCCUGUUCCUCCACAGGAAGGGCUUUGACUGUAGCACUGCCCCCGAGCCAGCGCCUCAGUGCACGUGGAGCGCUCAUGAAGAGGUGAACUUGGAUGACCUUUUCUCUCCGCUUCAGCUCCGAUCCGUCCGGCGCUCCGGACUCACGCUGCUGCGAGCUGACGAUGAGCCGGAGUCCGCCCAGCAACAGCAUCCACCGCGUAUCACUGAGCUGCGGCCAAUGGAAAUCAGCGCUUUCCGUGUGCAGAUAGACUGAAAAUGACAACACUGCUGUAGCCAAUGAGUAGGGACUGUGAGCACGAGGGGCCAAUCAGAAACCAGGUGAUUAAAAAACAAUUAAAGAUGAUGAGAAGCAGAAAGUGGAGGAUUUAACAGAAAGAAAAGUUUCAUCUCAAGCUGAUUUUCAGAGAGAAAAUUUCUCAGGGACCAGAACAGGAAACAGUAAACUGGAAGAAGGAAUUCUUUCAAAAUAAAGGACAUGAUGUUUUCUGCUUUUAUUCAGGUCAAAGGUCAGAUUAUUUAUUCAAGUGAAGAAAGGCUGAAACCGUCCAUUCGGUUUCCAGUGAGCAUGUGCGAGAGAGCGUUUCUAUGGUGAUGGUCUGUUACUGCUGUUUUAUCUGUGAGAGUGGAACUAUGGGCAAUUGUUUUAUUGAUCUGUUUCCAAAUGCACAUAUUGAUAAAUUUAUUUUUUAUGAUUUUGUUUUUGCUGUGAAAAGGGAAACUGCAGGGAAUUCUGGGAAAGCUUUUUUUUAAUGCAGAGAUUUUAUUUUUGGGUGUACGGAUGAAUCCAAAACAAAAAGAAUUUGUUAAAAAUGUUUUCAUUGUUGGGUAAAUUUCUGUGUUAAUAUAAAAUAA